AUGUUAGGGAGAGCUCAGGUUGGUAGUGAUGAAGAGAGUGAUAUGUGGAAGUUAGUAUGGAACCUCGGCGGCCCUCCAAAGUUAUCACAUUUUGUGUGGCAAGCUUGUAAAGGUAGUAUGGCGGUAAGAGGAGAGUUGUUUCGGCGUCACAUUGCACUCGACGAUUUAUGUUCUUGCUGUGGUCUUGAAGUAGAGACGAUAAAUCAUGUGUUAUUUGAAUGUGAGGUGGCGAAACACAUAUGGGAUGGUAGCAACUUCGCAAGUUUGAUCAAUGGGUGCCCUUCAGUUUCGUUCCCCCGUAGGCUGAGGUGGAUUGCGAGCAAAGUAAGCAUAGAUGAGGUACGAUGCAUUUUAACAAUGGCGUGGGGCAUUUGGUUCUGUCGUAACAAAUUUGUGCAUGACCAAACCAAGGUGGAUGCUCCCUCUACUAUAGCAGGAUUUUUGAAAUUGGUGGAUGACUAUCGCGCAUACUCGGGUAAGGUGUUUGCCCCUAUUACUACUACUCAAUAUGCUUGUUUAUCAUCAUCCUCAUGGGUCCCCCCUCCUAGUGGAAUUGUGAAAGUUAAUAUUGAUGCGCACAUAAUGGAAGGAGAAUAUGUUGGUUUGGGCGUAGUUAUAAGGGACAUGGCUGGUGUUGUUCUUGUUGCUGCAACAAGGAGGAUUAAGGUGGGUUGGAAUGCAUGCACUAGUGAGGCAGCUGCUGCACGUUAUGGUAUGCAGGUAGCUAGGAGAUGUGGGUACAAUAGCAUAUGGCUCGAGAGUGACGCGCUCAAUGUGGUAAAAGCAAUCGAUCGACCGACAAUAGGUUAUUCGCCUUUGUUUCUCAUUUAUGAUGAUAUUAACAUGUUAUCUAAGUCGUUUAAUGUUUUCGUAAUCUCUCAUGUUAAGAGGGCAGGGAAUACGGUAGCUCAUCUCGUGGCAAGAUGUGAUACAAAAGAUAGUUCUGAAUUAGUUUGUAUGGAAACUAUUCCCCAAAGUAUCCUAUCUUUGGCGGUUUUGGAUUUGCAAUAA
Messenger RNA from Spinacia oleracea (spinach), 1011 nucleotides. RefSeq lists its product as uncharacterized. Bases 1 to 1011 code for a protein of 336 amino acids. The transcript has a single exon. The record is from RefSeq and is a predicted model, not a curated record. NCBI's taxonomy places the organism in Eukaryota, Viridiplantae, Streptophyta, Magnoliopsida, Caryophyllales, Amaranthaceae. Gene Ontology annotation, molecular function: RNA-DNA hybrid ribonuclease activity; nucleic acid binding.